Molecule: messenger RNA, 1002 nt
Organism: Diplodia corticola
Lineage: Eukaryota; Fungi; Ascomycota; Dothideomycetes; Botryosphaeriales; Botryosphaeriaceae
Product: zinc finger c2h2-type integrase dna-binding protein
Exons: 1
Coding region: 1-1002 (333 amino acids)
Source: RefSeq, a predicted model, not a curated record
AUGGUCUCAUACCUCGACCCCUCUGCCCACAACACCAUGUCUCCCAACGACUUCGACCUUUAUCCCUCGCAGGAGGAGUCGUACGGCAGCGUCUUCGCCCACAGCCAAUAUCCCGCCGUGACGCAGCCAUACCACCACUUCACCAGCUUCGACGCCCAGCCCAACAUCCACGCCUUCAGUGCGCCGCAGAGCAGCAACAUGUACGCCUUCAAGCAGAACUACCUCCCCUACUCGCCCGCCGCGUCGCCCGCCUCGGGCUCCCAAUCAUUCGAGGUCUGCCCGCCGCAGCUCUCCACUGCCUCCGAGUCGACCGCGUCGGCGCAGAGCACGUCGCCGUCGGCCGCCGGCUCCCCGUCCAUGGGCCAGCACUUCAUCGAGCAGCCCUGGAGCGUGCUCGGCCACGGCCUGGGCCUCGCGCCGGGCCUCGAGGCGAGCGAGCCCUUCACCACGUGCGGUUUCGAGUACGAGAGCAUGGUGGCGCCCGACAGCAAGAUCUCGGGAUGUGUUGGUGAGUCCAAACUUUCUUCGCCGUCGCAAGCCAGCGCGCGCACCGCCUUUCCCUUCGCCCUCCGUCAUGUCUCCACUUCCGAUGCACGGCGGCGAUCGGGUGCACAGGCUCCUCGCGAGCGUGCUGUCGGCGCCGCGAGUCAGCAGCCUGUUGCACCCUCCUUGGGCCGGUCGUCGACGCCGGUCAAGGAUGAAGACGUCUUCAAGACGCCGACCACGCCAGCAUCCGCAAUGGUUUCAUUUCCCCCAUCGUCUGCGCCUCUUUCCUAUCACUCUUCCGGGCGAUCGGCAGCAGCUGCAAUGAGCGCAAAUCGGAAGCGCCGAAGUUCCCUUUUGUCAAACCAAAUGCGGCCUAGUGGGGCGCCAGCCGAGCUUUCAGCUGGCUUCGUCCUCGCCAAGGCUUCAGCCUCCCCCGUCUCUCAAGUAUCUGCAUCCCCGCAAGCCGCUUCAGACGCUUCCUCAUUUCCAAUGGAUUCUUCCUGUUGGUUUCCUUGA